Mugil cephalus (flathead mullet) is the source of this 5339-nucleotide messenger RNA. RefSeq names its product coiled-coil domain-containing protein 9B. The record is from RefSeq and is a predicted model, not a curated record. The coding region runs from base 528 to 2273 and encodes 581 amino acids. The transcript is spliced from 13 exons. NCBI's taxonomy places the organism in Eukaryota, Metazoa, Chordata, Actinopteri, Mugiliformes, Mugilidae.
UCCGGUGUUAGGUUCCCCCUCUAUCCUGUACUGUUGCAGAUUUAGCCGUGGCUACACGCAACGUUUCAGUUUGGUCUCUGGCUCUUUCUCUUCCCUGCUGACGCUCCCGUAGGAGGCAGGAACGCUGGGUUAGUGAGGAAGCUUUGGCAGCCUUCUCCCUGCAGGCCCCUUUCCUCCCCCUUUUUUGCCAGCCCGUCCAAGCAUGGGUGCUGUCCGCUGGCACACCCACAACAUCUCAGUGUGCUCUUUGAUUGUGUGUGCAUGUUAGCCGUCCGUGCUGCACUGUCACAGGACUGGCCACCGGGACCCGGAGGUUUCCCGUCCCCACGCCGAGUGUCCCCGCAUUGCGAAGGCCGGUUCUCUUCAGUGUCUGCCUGCUGGCCUCGCUGAGAUUCGUCAGGGUGUCUCUCCAUUGCGCCUAUUCUUGGUGGUAUGCCCUCACGGUCUGUUGUGUUUGGAUACCCUGACAACUAGAAGCUGUGAGGUAACCACUUUCCAGCCUGCCGCCUCUCCGAACCUCCAGCGACAUGAUGCCCAAGGAGAGGGACUUGGAGCUGGACAAGAAGAUCGAGGCUCUCCGUAGGAAAAAUGAAGCACUCAUGAAGAGGUACAAGGAGGUGGAGGAGGACAAGAAAAGGGCAGAGGAGGAAGGAAUGGCACUGCAGAGCCGGAAGGGCAAGGCGGACGAUCUUACCAUCACAAUCAGCAAGUCCACCAGUGAUAAUCGUGUGGUUGUGACAAAACCAUUCAGCAGUGGUUCACCAGCUGGGAAAGGGACCCAGGAGGCUGGGCUGGACAAGGGUGGAGAGGGUCCACCGCAGGCUGCUGGCCGAGGACACAGGAAGCAGCUAGUAGUCACCAUGGCUGGCAAAAAGGGUAAGAGGGUGGUGAGUGAGAAGCCUGAGAAGAGGCCGGUCUCUGCAGACGUCAAGAGCCCUACUGAUGACGGACAGGCGAGGCGUGUGGAGUCGGUCGGGAGGGGGAAGCAGCCGUCUCACAUGACCAAGAGAGACGCAGCAGCGCAGGAUGAGGUGAAACAAGGGCAGAAGCACACCGAGGAGCAACACAGGGUGUCAGAGCAAUGCCAGGAGCCUGAAAACCUGCAGGCUGGCACAGACCUCAACAUCCCCACAUCGAGAGAGGAGCAGGAGGAGUACAUGCGGUGGAAGAAAGAGCGCGAGCAGAUCGACAGAGAGAGGGUGGCGAGGCACAAGAAUGCAAAGGGCCAGUGGAGGCGGGCUUGGGACAUGGACAAAACUGAAAACAUGUUUUCAGGCAAAUCCCUCCCUGACAGAGACUGGGGGCCUUCCAGCAGAGGUGGAAGAAAUGUUAGAAGAGGACAAACCAGAGCAGCUGGUGACCCAAGAGGUCAUGACAAGCGAGGCAAAGACAAGGGAGCUAAAAACGUGUUAGUGAUGAGCAGCAAAGCAAAAGGCAAAGAUCGUCUGACUGGGAGGGCCAGGAGGUGGCAGUCCAGUGAUGAAGGUGAUGACCCACAGAGUUGUGACACAACGCUGGAGGAAUUCCUCGAGGAACUUGACGCCCUCACAGACGCUGACGCAGAAGAUCUGAGAGAUCAGGACUCAAAAGCGAAGCUGUCGCCCAGCCCAGACUCACUGAGCAUGCCCGAGGGCGAGAGUGGUUCUGCAGCUGCGGAGACGGAGGACAUCCCCGCUCAGGCGAAGGCUGAGACCUCGUCCCCUCGGGGUUCGGAGAAGAGAGUGCGCUUCUCAGAGGAACUAAUCCAGGGCGCUCACCCAGUGCAAACCACAGGCCCUCAAGACACUCAAGAGUCCAGAAGUCAUAGCUCUGUAAAAGGAUCUUCACCUAAAAAGAGCCAAGAUGAAACACAGCGUUCUCAGCAGCCUCUUGAACGUGCAAAACAGGAUGAUGGUAGUCCUCAGGACAAAGGAGGCGGCCCUUCUGCUCCUCUUGUUACCCAGCAGCAGGAUUCAGACAAUGAAUGUACUAAAAAAGAUAUCAACCCCCCAACACCUCCCAGCUCUUCCCCAACAGAAAAGGCCUCCGCUUCUCAACCUGAGAGCUCUGUCGAAGAGCCUGUAGAGCCUGUAGAGCUUGGCAAGUGCAACAUCAGCAACACAAACACAGAGGAUCUUAUAGAUUCCGGUCUGUCUGUCCUGAGUCUGGAGUCAGGAGAAACACACCCAACACACUCCACCAGCAGUGACAAGGUCAGUGUGGGGGGCAGGAAGAGGGUUGGAAGAAUCAAUAGAUGUGUAAAUGGACUGACGCAGGCAAGUGCAAAUGGAUGAUGAGUUAAAUGGGGGAAGAGACAAAAAGCUACAUAGUGUAUCUGCACUGCAGCUGUGUGUUACUCAGUUUUGAUCCACCUCCUCGGAGGAAUGAUGGAGUGCAGGAGAAAUCGUCUCAUGAGAGAAAGCCUUCAUCUUGUCCACCACGGGUACAGACAAUAAAUGGCCGCCCACUCCAGUCAUUCAUAUGGAGAAGCAGUGGGCAUGCUUAAGUUGUGAAUAGAAAGGAAAUCCCACUUUUAAUUGUCAUUUACUUGUAUGUUUCUCUCUUCUUCUUUUUUUUUGCAGGCAAGAGAGCAUGGGAAGAUUGUUUGAGUGACGUAUUUGGGAUGUAAAUAAUGAAACCAAAACAUCAUUUUGCUUCAGGUAGCACUUUUGAGAUGCUCCAUUUAUGGCUUACCAGCAAAAGCAUGGUUUAUCUAAAAUUCGGCAUUAAAGCGGCAAGAAGUGUUUCAGGACAUUUCCCUGCUCCGAUUUUAUUUUAUUUUAUUUUGUUUUAUUUUAUUUUAUUUUUUUUUUUACAUCCGAGCACUUUAUAGUAUAAAAGUCUGUAUACUGACACAUUCUUCAGUAUGUUGGUAUGCUGCUCGAGUGCAAUAUCAUUGAAUGUUUACAUUUGUAUGAAAAUUUUUGAGGUACAUAUCAGGAGGCUAGCUAAUCGGUUUCACUUUGGUAGCCCUUGACAAUAAGCCACAUUCAAAUGAUCUAGUGCCUGAAUCUGCCUUAGAGGUAUUGCGAGUAUCAUGUGAUGAUACGAUAGGUACGGACCCUCAGUCGAGUCUGUAUUUCUGCACUCAAAUUGGUGUGUGUAGAUCCUAUUUAAGUGAUUUAACCACUUCCAGCAUCAGCUAAUGGCCUUUCACAAAUGAAAAAAUCAAUAAAUUGCUAAAUGCACAUAAUUCUGGAAUUCAUUGUCGUUGGCCAGUGACCAAGACCCUCCUCCUAAAGUUUCUAAAACGUUACUACUGAGAUAAAAAGUUUAAAGGAGCACUACACUGGUUAUAGAUACUUAGUGCCUCUUAGUGUGUGAUGCUAGUUGUAUAGUGGAGCUUCAUCAAAUUUGUCAAAAAGGCGCUUUCAGACCUCGGGAACUUUGUGACAGUUCCUGUAACUCUGGGGGAAAGUGCUGCUUUUUUUGUGUGUCUGCGCUACAGGAAGUGAGAACCAGCAUAAUUCUUAUAUCUCUGUUUUAAGCUCCUACUUUAGGGUUCGUACUUUACCAGCACCAGAGGAAGAGAAUAGAAGAGGUAAGUUUAGGCUAAUUGGUUGCACACAUAAGCCGCACGGUAUGGGUGGCUUAUCAGUUCAGUCAGCGGCUCUAAAUUUUAAACUCAUAAAAUUGGGGCACGGAGAAAUGGAUUGGUUGUGGGAGUACAAACUGAAAAACAACCCCCCCGACGGUGUAUAGCUCUCGGGGAACUCCUCUGGGGGUAGUUACCCUCAGAAGGAACCUGGAACAGUUUGGUCCGAAAGCGCUUAAAGGAUCAUGAUGUUGCCACAGCGAUGUCUUCAAGGUUAUCGGAUUUAUUUUUUUUUUAGACCAUGAAUUCACGACAGAAAAAGCCUACAAAGUGCCAGAUGCCGUGUUUACCAGGUAGAGAUGAACAAGUGCUAUCAAGCUGCACUUUAGUUUACUGUUACGCUAAAACAUUCGUCCACACCACUGGCAUAGAAGACAUCUGGAUGAAUGAUCAGUGACACUGUAAAUCUGUGGUAUUAACAUACUGCUGUUAAAGUUCUACAGCUGAACCCCAGUUAUCCUAGUCUUCCUCUGACCUCCUCAUUUUCAAUCGAAAGCUCAUUUGGGAACUAAACCUUUUUUUUUUUCUUUUUUUUUAAUGUUUGCUUAGAUAAGACUCUAGAUUCAGAAAAGUCGCACAGUCUCCAGCAUUUUUGUCUUUUGAGGCUCUCGGUUCACAUGGGACGAGCUGACUGGACAGAAUACUUCACCCAGAUUUACGAGGAUUCAGCUUUUUUUUUUCUUUUUCUUUUUUUUAGUUAACAAUCAAAACACUGGGGUUCAGCUGUACUUCACUUUUGCUGUUGUUUCGUCUUGAAAGCAAAUAUUUUUUAAAAAAGCUUCCCUUAAUUAUGAACCUUGCCAGUUGUCGUGCCUUGCAUAUUGGCUUCUUCAGAUAUUGAAGGUGUACCUUAAUUACUUGGUUUGUAUCAUAACUGUUCCGCGUACUGUGUACCGACAGUGCAGCAUUCAUUUGUUUUAUUUAUUUGCCUCUUGCCUUUGCAUUUGGACAACAGAAUGUUCCUUGGGAAAAUCUAAGACACUGUCAUGUGACAUGUAUGCUCUUUAUUUAUUGCUGGCCUGUCGUUUUAUUUUUGGGUAUCAAGCGACCAACAUAAUAAGAAGCCUUACCAGAACUCUGUCCUGAAGAAGUUUUUUGGCUUUCGUCAAAAUGCUACAGUAUCGUAAACAGUUACGUAACUGUGAGAAAAGAACACAGUGGCCAUGCUCCGCGCUGCAGGGCCCUGUCAACUUCUACUGUGGCUACAUAAAUUACACAUGAUCAGGAUGAAGCACAAUGGGAAAACCAAGAAGCAAGUCACAACGUCUGAAGCCAUCCAUCCGUCGAGGAAGAAAAUCACAUGAGUAGGGGCCUUAUUCUGUAUUAUAUGUGGGUUGUGAAUUACUAGUGAAGGAAACAUCUGUUUGGAAAACAGGUCGCUGAUUACCUCUAAAAUAUUUAAACCUCCCUGUGGGAUUAAAUUUUGUGAAAUGUACUUUAGAAACUGCUAUCAUAGAACAGUUUUGUGUCCUUGUUUAGUACCUGCUUAGUCGCCUUCCUUAAACGAUGACUUUAAGAGGCGGUUGUGAUUAUCGUGGUCCACCUCGGUGUGCACCGCUGUCCAUGUUUUUACACGCACUUGUGACAAAGGAAUAAUAGUGUGUGUAUACGAGUGUUUUUCAAGGUGUGAUCUCAGCUUUUUUUUUUUUUUUUUUUUUUGGUGAUUGGAGUGCUCGCGCUGAUUUGAAUCUGUGUGCAACAUGGCUUCAGUUACUGUAGAGCAGUUUUGAAGGAGAACAAUAAAAUAAACCUUUCUGUAUUUCAA